This is a messenger RNA of Choloepus didactylus (southern two-toed sloth), 757 nucleotides long. It is a transcript of the gene ZG16B, whose product is annotated as zymogen granule protein 16B. The transcript is spliced from 3 exons. NCBI's taxonomy places the organism in Eukaryota, Metazoa, Chordata, Mammalia, Pilosa, Megalonychidae. Bases 139 to 600 code for a protein of 153 amino acids. The record is from RefSeq and is a predicted model, not a curated record.
GGCCGGGUGAGGACUCCCAGCGCGAGCCCUUCCUGCCAGGCGAGGCGGGUGCCCUGCUCCCUCGGUGGCUCCUGGCGUCCGGUGCCCUCGGCCUCCCCUCGUCUGCCCAGCAGCCUCGGGGUUUGCCGUCCGGAAGCCAUGCUGCUCUUGCUGACCCUCGCUGUCCUGGGGAGCCCCGUCUGCUGGGCGCAGCAGAUGUACGGCAUCGGGGGAGGCACCUAUUUCAGCACCUCCGAGGACAACCAAAACAAUGUCACAGGGAUUCGGGUCUGCACGGGGCUGGGACUGAUUAAAAGCGUGCAGCUGCGGUUCGGGUCCUCCUGGACUGAUAAAUACGGCGUCCCGUGCAAGAGGAGCCAGGAAUUCCUCCUGCGGCAGGACGAGCACUUCGUAGCGGCCUACGGGGCGUACGGCCUGUUCCUGCGGUACCUGGAGCUGCACACCGACUUCGGGCGCACGGCCAUGUUUGGCACAGCGAUCGGCCAGACCUUCUCGGCCUCCCCCAGCCAGGAGGGGCAGGUGCUCACGGGCCUGUUCGGCCAGUACAAGCUCCUGGGCAUCUCGGGCCUCGGCUUCCGGUGGCAAUACCCACUGGAGUAGUCGACGAGCCCACUGCUAGCCAGUGCCACUAAAGAGCGAGCGCUGUAGGGACGGGGGCACAGGGGCUCCCGCGGGCUGAGGCCGCCUGCCUGGUUGGGGACUGGCCGGGGUGACCAAGCCAUGUCCCCAAACCAGGAUCUGUCAAUAAAUCAAGCUU